Messenger RNA from Stegastes partitus (bicolor damselfish), 3654 nucleotides. RefSeq names its product collagen alpha-1(XXVII) chain-like. The transcript is spliced from 9 exons. Gene Ontology annotation, molecular function: protein binding. The record is from RefSeq and is a predicted model, not a curated record. Bases 1 to 3654 code for a protein of 1217 amino acids. Lineage: Eukaryota; Metazoa; Chordata; Actinopteri; Pomacentridae.
AUGCUGCUGCCAAACACCACCGAUCCCCAGUUCAGCACAGAAAGAAGCUCGACUUCUGACAACAACACCAUCUACUGGACUGGAUCAGAAACUAUGCCCCCCUGGCCACCCACCGGCUCCCCGCUGAUUGAUCCCAGAGGUCAGCCGUGGCCAUCUGAUGACAACAUGACUGAAAUGCUUCGGAUGGUUGGGCCUGGUGGCCCCUCUGGGCCUCCGAUGCCCAACACAGCAAUCUGCGACAUACUGUUCAACUUACCGGUACCGCCGCCCAUCGACCAGAUCCCUUUGUUCUGCAUCUGUUCGAAGUGUAAAGGAGCUGUGGGGCCCAAAGGAGAUCGAGGAGACCGAGGCCUUCCAGGUGAACCUGGGAGUCCUGGGAGAAAAGGACUGACCGGCUUCAAAGGUCUUCGAGGAUUUACAGGCCCUGAAGGGAUGAAGGGUCAGAAAGGAGACAUUGGGGACAAAGGAAUGCCUGGCAUAACUGGUUUCAACGGAUUAAAGGGAGACCGAGGAUUCAAAGGAGAAAAAGGUGACCAAGGAUCUAUGGGGAACCCUGGUGCAGAGGGCCCCCAGGGGGAAGCCGGCACAUGUCCAGCCACUUGUGACAGUGUCCCAGGUGAACCAGGUGAACAAGGCCCAACUGGACUAGUAGGAGCUCAGGGCCUGCCUGGGAUGAAGGGAUCUGAGGGACCCAAGGGUGUUAAGGGGGACAAGGGGGACUUAGGUAAACCUGGGGAAUCUGGUAUGAAUGGCCAGAAGGGGGAUCAAGGUGAGCAGGGAAUGUGUGAGUGCACUGAUGGGGCGGACGGUGCUGAUGGAAUGUCAGGAGAAAAAGGUGACAUGGGGGCCAAAGGUGACACUGGUCCAAAGGGUGAACAGGGCGUCAUGGGGCCAAAAGGCAACCAGGGUGAUAUGGGUGUCAUGGGGCCACGUGGUCCCUGCUCCCCUUUCAUCCAGUCGGCAUUCUCAGCAUCUACCAACGAGUCAUAUCCCGCUCCUGACUAUCCAAUUUCUUUCCCACGUGUUCUCACCAACCAGCAGGGGCACUUUGACCCAUCAAUGGGUAUCUACACGGCCCCUGUCAACGGUACCUAUGUCUUCUUCUUCCACCUUGCAGUUGCCAAGAAGCCACUUAAAGUUGGCAUUUUCCACAACUUCUAUCCUAAAGUCAAAGUGACAGAAGGAACCUACCCAUCCACCACCAGCCACAAGGUUGUCCUCCAUCUUGUGAUGAGAGACCGGGUAUGGAUGCAAGUCAAGAACAACGACACCAAUGGCAUGUACACUGACAAAGAAUACACCAGCACAUUCUCUGGGUUUCUGCUGCACCCCGACUCCUGUGAAUUUAUCUCGGGUCGAUCUCCCAACAUGCCGCCCCCAACUCCUGGAACCUACAGCUGGAAUGCCAGACUGCAACCAACACCUUCUGGCGCAAGUGACCAAGUGGCCACCGAGAUGAGGAAGGAAAUGCCCGUCAAGGGUGCCACCGAGAUGAUGAAGGAAAUGCCUGCUGACUCCCCCACCGACAGCGGCACCACUGAGAUGAUGAAGAAAAUGCCUGUCAAUGGUGCCACCGAGAUGAUGAACAAAAUGCCCACCAACUCCCCCGCCAUCAGCGGCGCCACCAAGAUGAUGAGGGAAAUGCACACCGACUCCCCCACCAUCAACGGCGCCACCGAGAUGAUGAAGGAAAUGCCCACCGACUCCCCCGCCCUCAACACUGCCACCAAGAUGAUGAAGGAAAUGCCUGUCAACGGCGCCACCAAGAUGAUGAAGGAAACGCAUGUCAACAGCGCCACCGAGAUGAUGAAGGAAAUGCCCACCGACUCCCCUGCCGUCAACACCGCCACCAAGAUGAUGAAGGAAAUGCCUGUCAAGGGCACCACCGAGAUGAUGAAGGAAACGCAUGUCAACAGCGCCACCGAGAUGAUGAAGGAAAUGCCCACCGACUCCCCCACUGUCAACACCGCCACCAAGAUGAUGAAGGAAAUGCCUGUCAACGGCGCCACCGAGAUGAUGAAGAAAAUGCCCAUCAACAGCUUCACUGAGAUGAUGGAGGAAAUGCCCACCGACUCCCCCACUGUCAACGCCGCCACCGAGAUGAUGAAGGAAAUGCCCGUCAAUGACGCCACUGAGAUGAUGAAAGAAAUGCCCACCGACUCCCCCACCGUCAACCGCGCCACCGAGAUGAUGAAGGAAAUGCCCGUCAAUGGCGCCACUGAGAUGAUGAAGGAAAUGCCCACCGACUCCCCCACCGUCAACCGCGCCACCGAGAUGAUGAAGGAAAUGCCCAUGAUGAAGGAAAUGCCCACCGAGUCCCCCACCGUCAGCGGCACCACCGAGAUGAUGAAGGAAAUGCCCGCCGAAUUCCCAACCACUGAUAGUGCAACCAAGAUGAUGACAGAAAGGCCCAUAAACCCUUUGCUGCGCAGCGGCAACUUGACCAAUGAUUUCAUAGAACUGCCCCAGCCCUGGGAUUGUGACAGAUUUCAAAUAGGACAUAUUCCACCUUCCUGCAUCUGUUCAUACUGCAAAAACAAAGUUGGGCCAAAAGGAGACCGUGGAGCCCGGGGCCUUCCAGGUAAACCUGGGAGUCCUGGGAAAAGAGGAUUGAUGGGAUAUAAAGGUCAACAAGGAUUCACAGGCCCUGAAGGGAUGAAGGGUAUGAAGGGAGAAAUGGGGGCUAAGGGAAUGAGUGGCAUCACUGGUUUCACCGGGACAAAGGGCCAGCGAGGAUUCAAAGGGGAGAAAGGGGACCUAGGAUCUAUGGGACCCCCUGGUGCAGAGGGCCCCCAAGGAGAAACUGGCACCUGCCCUGCCUGCCAAAGUGUCCCAGGUGAAAAAGGUGAAAAAGGUCAACCUGGUCCAGGUGGAGCCCAGGGCCUGCCUGGGAUGAAGGGAUCUGAGGGACCCAAGGGUAUGAGGGGUGACAAGGGGGACUUAGGUACAACUGGGGAACCUGGUAUGAAUGGCCAGAAGGGGGAUCAAGGUGAGCAGGGAAUGUGUGAGUGCACUGAUGGGGCGGACGGUGUUGAUGGAAUGUCAGGAGAAAAAGGUGACAUGGGGGCCAAAGGUGACACUGGUUCAAAGGGGGAGAAAGGACUUAUGGGGCCAAAAGGCAACCAGGGUGACACGGGUGCCACGGGACCGCAUGGUCCCUGCUCCCCUGUCAUCCAGUCGGCAUUCUCAGCAUCUACCAACGAGUCAUAUCCCGCUCCUGACUAUCCAAUUUCUUUCCCACGUGUUCUCACCAACCAGCAGGGGCACUUUGACCCAUCAAUGGGUAUCUACACGGCCCCUGUCAACGGUACCUAUGUCUUCAGCUUCCACCUUGCAGUUGCCAAGAAGCCACUUAAAGUUGGCAUUUUCCACAACUUCUAUCCUAAAGCCAAAAUGACAGAAGGAACCUACCCAUCCACCAUCAGCCACAAGGUUGUCCUCCAUCUUGCAAUGGAAGACCGUGUAUGGAUGCAGGUCAAGGACACAGAAAACAACGGCAUGUACACUGACACAGAAUACACCAGCACAUUCUCUGGGUUUCUGCUGCACCCCGACUCCUGCGAAUGGCCUUUUACCCGAUCUUUCAACAUGCCGCCCCCAACUCCUGGAACCUACAGCUGGAAUGGCACCACCACCACACCUCCUCCAAAUUAG